AUGGAUGCUCAGACUGAGCUUCAUGAAGAUGGAAAAGAGCAGCAUGCACCUGCAGAAUCGGCGAUUUCUCCAGCGGAUACGCAAGGUGUGGAUAUAUUCCAGAUACCUGCUACCGAUGCUUUGAAAGCCGUCACUACCCAUUUGACCGAACUAGCACGUAUUACGGGCGACGUUCCGGCAACCCCAUACGCGCCUAACCGGGCAGAUCCUGCCCAAGACGUGGGCGUAAUUGCGGAUAAACAAGACUCGACUGUUAUCAUUACCGAACUGCAUUGCGCAGAUGCGAAAGAUACCCCGGAACAGAUGACUCCUGCAGGUGUAGUCCAACAUAAUGUGUUGGCGAAAAGGUUCUAUUCCAAGAGAGCACCACCCAUUCCUUUAGACGAGUAUCUACUUCGUCUUCACAAGUACUGCCCCAUGUCGACUGCUGUCUACCUUGCGGCAAGCCUCUAUAUCACAAGAAUGGUUUUCGCGGAAAGAGCUUUAUCGGUUACUCCUCGUAACGUGCACCGUCUAAUGCUUGCAGCGCUUCGAGUGGCAAUGAAGGCACUCGAAGACCUUAGUUAUCCGCACGCCCGCUUUGCGCGAGUCGGUGGUGUCGCAGAGCGCGAACUCACUCGCCUUGAGAUCACAUUCUGUUUCCUUACAGACUUUGAUUUACGCGUUGAUGCUCCCGCAUUGCUGCGCCAGGCGACGUUACUCCAAGAUACACCGCGUAUUGGUGUGACUUACCUAGCGCCACCACGCACAGACUCCAAUAUUGCACAAAACAUUGCUUCAGGGGCCGCUGAGAUCCAAUCGUGA
Messenger RNA from Talaromyces atroroseus, 804 nucleotides. RefSeq lists its product as hypothetical. NCBI's taxonomy places the organism in Eukaryota, Fungi, Ascomycota, Eurotiomycetes, Eurotiales, Trichocomaceae. The record is from RefSeq and is a predicted model, not a curated record. The transcript has a single exon. Gene Ontology annotation, cellular component: cyclin-dependent protein kinase holoenzyme complex; nucleus. Bases 1 to 804 code for a protein of 267 amino acids. Gene Ontology annotation, biological process: regulation of cyclin-dependent protein serine/threonine kinase activity. Gene Ontology annotation, molecular function: cyclin-dependent protein serine/threonine kinase regulator activity; protein kinase binding.